AUGCCGAGAGAUAUAUCAGAGACGCCCUUGAAAGAGAACGUCGUUCAGCGUGGUAUUUUGGGUGGCAGCCUGGACGUCAUAAUAUGCCCAGACAUAAUAAUUAUUACUUUGUACGCACUACUGCAAGGCUUAAACGAAAAAUGGCUGUACGGAGUAGGUUCCAGGUUAGGCACCUACCUAGGCAGUAAUUACGGAAUACGGUCCAAUGGAAGAGCGAUCGAGGGUCCACCCCGUCAAGAUACUCAGGUGGCCAAUGGAAUCUCGCAGUUACACGACUCCGGUGGUGCAACCAAUUACGAACCUGGGCGUUGUUGCGACCUAGAGUACACUCCCUUUGUAUCGGAUAUCGAACUCCCCUUUUACACUUCACUUGCAUCUCUCAAAAUCAAUCAUGACAAGCUUGACGACUCCGCCCGAAAAGUGCUAGGUUUGUAUGAGAUACGCUCAUCCGAUGCGCCUGAUGCAUCAUGCCGAAUGCAGAUUCACGGAAAUGCCCUUACAAGUGAUGAGGUUCCUGCUGGCUACUAUAGAGCUGAGGGAAUGAUCAAGAAUGUCAAUACUAUCGAAGAAUAUCGAAAUGCGGACAAGGCGUUAAUGAUACAGCAGGCAGGAAAAACUAUCUGGGAUGCUAUCAAUGAUGGUACAAUCUAUUCCUGCCCUUCUCUCUUGUCCUCUUUCAUUAUUCUUUCUUUUGCGGAUCUCAAAAAAUACAGAUUCCAUUAUUGGUUUGCUUUUCCUGCAAUCCAUUCUCACCCCCCAUGGGUUCCCGUAACGAAAAGCUCCUCAGGCCCUAAUGAGAGUUCCAAUGACCGCGUCAUCCCCGGUUCACAAAAGCUCACAGGGCAGGAAAGCUCUGCUUUAGUUGAUGCUGUGCAGGCAUGGAGAUAUGGGGUGGAUGCUCGCCAGCACGGCUUUUUCUUAGCUCGAAAAGAUUGGAAUGGUCUAGACAGGACGGAAUUGGAUAUUGGCAGAUCUAAACAUGGUGAUUCGCCUGAAACCGACCGUGCCAGACCAACCCGUUCAGAUACUACCAGCUUUUCCUGGAAGAUAUCCUCUCUUGCGAGCUACGAGGCCGGGUUUUUCGACGGCGCAAAAUUUGAAGACUGUUACAUCUGCUUCGCGGAUCCUUCUAACUAUCUCAAUGCUCCUGGAUGGAUGCUAAGAAAUCUUCUCGUCCUCGUGAGGCAACGUUGGAGACUAGAUAAGGUACAGAUCUUGUGUUAUCGCGAUGUCCAGUCCAAGCGUGACCAAGGGCGGAGUUUAGUGAUCACUCUUGAAUUGGACUCUUCUCGAGCAGCUGACCCUGACAUUGAACAACCUCCGCACGGUCAAAUACCAAAGGUGACUGGCUGGGAGCGAAAUUCUGCGGGCAAAUUAGCCGGGCGGGUCGUUGAUUUGACAGCGUACAUGGAUCCUCACAAAUUGGCUGAUCAGGCGGUCGACCUAAAUCUGAAACUUAUCAAGUGGAGAAUAAGUCCCAAUCUCGAUCUUGAGAAGAUAAAACGUACCAGCUGCCUUCUUCUGGGAGCAGGGACGUUGGGGAGUUAUGUUGCUCGAAAUUUGCUGGGUUGGGGUGUGCGAACAAUCACCUUCGUGGACAAUGGAUCUGUCUCAUUCUCCAAUCCCGUGAGGCAACCAUUGUUCAGUUUCAAGGACUGCCUGGAAGGAGGGGCUAAAAAGGCCCACCGGGCUUCAGAGGCCUUGAGAGAUAUUUAUCCAGGAGUGAAUUCCACCGGGCAUGUCCUUUCUGUUCCGAUGGCUGGCCACCCAGUAACCGAUACUGUUAAAACUCGGACAGAUUUCGAGGUCCUUAAAAAGUUAAUUGACGACCAUGACGCUAUAUUUCUCCUCAUGGAUAGUCGGGAGUCUCGCUGGCUACCCACGGUGAUCGGGAAAGCCACAGGGAAGAUCGUCAUGAAUGCAGCGUUGGGAUUCGAUACCUUUGUCGUCAUGCGUCAUGGUGUUAAGACUGCGUCCAACACAGCAUCAGAGCUUGGCUGUUAUUUUUGUAAUGAUGUUGUUGCACCAAUGGAUUCUCUCAAAGAUCAAACACUCGACCAGCAAUGCACUGUCACACGUCCGGGAGUAUCUGCUAUAGCGUCAGCAUUGCUGGUCGAGCUCUUCGUGUCGAUCCUUCAACACCCCGAAGGAGCAGCCGCUCCUGCUCCAACUUCUCAGAACACUGAUCAAGAAGACCAUCCUCUUGGUCUCGUUCCGCACCAAAUUAGAGGUUUUCUUUCUACCUUUACAAAUAUCUCUGUAACUGGUAGAAGCUACAAUUGCUGUAGUGCAUGCUCAGAUAACAUAAUCAACGCUUAUAGAAAAGAUGGCUGGGAUUUUGUUGAAAAGGCUCUAAAUGAUAAGGAAUAUCUGGAGGAAUUAAGUGGCCUGAAAGAGGUCCAGCGAACAGCUGAAGCUACAACAGCGGAAAUUGAAUGGGAUGACGAAUUCGAUGGACUAGUGGAUGAAUAA
Molecule: messenger RNA, 2472 nt
Organism: Rasamsonia emersonii CBS 393.64
Lineage: Eukaryota; Fungi; Ascomycota; Eurotiomycetes; Eurotiales; Trichocomaceae
Product: Autophagy ubiquitin-activating enzyme ApgG
Exons: 8
Coding region: 1-2472 (823 amino acids)
Biological process (GO): autophagy of mitochondrion; piecemeal microautophagy of the nucleus; autophagosome assembly
Cellular component (GO): cytoplasm; phagophore assembly site
Molecular function (GO): Atg12 activating enzyme activity; Atg8 activating enzyme activity
Source: RefSeq, a predicted model, not a curated record